UCUUUUUUUUUUAUUUUAACCCGAUCACCACGGUUCCGGCGAUCGUGUGAGUUAUUAAUUUAUUAUUAUUGCUCAUUCGAGUUAUUUUUAGUUUUGUGAAAUCUGUUUGCUUGAGUUCUUGGAAUAUUUCUUCGUCUUCGUUUAUUUUGUAUUUCCCUUAACACGCACUCUUUUUAACCAUAAAAAAAACGUUAAACAAGUAAAUAAACUUUCCAAUUAUUUAUUAACAAAGUGACACGAUCAGUGCGAGAUCAGUGAGAAAGAAAAGAGAGGAGAAGUGUCAUUAAGUGAUAUUGGUGAAAAUCUCUUCCGGUAAUUUAUAUGUUUUUAUUUUUUUUCAUCUCAAAAAGAUAUUGUGAAAGAAAAUAUAAAUCAAAAAAUUAAAAAGAAAAAAGAUUGCAAAAGUUAACCUACUUUCUACUAUAGGUACACAACACAUAUCGUGAAAAAAAGAGAAGAAGCACAGAAAAAAUUUAAUACCGUAUGGUUUUAAUCGUUUCUUUUUUUUUUGUAUUAUUUUUGUUUGUUUUGAAGUGUAAAAGUGCAACGUUUUAUCUCUUGGAUAUACCAAUCAAAAUAUAGAUACUCUAUGAUCUACUGAACACCUUCAUUCAUCAACGAUCAUCGAGGAGUCUUGUUUUUUUUUUUUUGUUUUAAGAAAAAUUAAAUAAACGUUACAAACAAAUAAAAGUUUGACUUUUUUUUGUGGAACGAAUAGAAAAAAAGAAGAAAUAUCUAAAAAUCUUGUGGAUAGACUUUUCAAGUAGAUACAUUUGCAUAAAGACUUAUUGUAUUUGCUUUAGAAAAACGAAUUUUGGGAAAAAAAGAAAAGAAAGAUACUUAAAAAAAAUAGUUAUAUCGGCUUAUGUGGAAAUAUCUGCUGUGGGUUGAUGAUUCGAGUGUAAACGGACCUUUGGAACAUUUUUUGAAUUUUUAAAGAGCUUAAAGGAGUUGAAGCAGCUUUAACUAAUUGGAUGUUUAAAAAGGAAAACCCCGUCGCAAACAAAACAUUAAUUGAUAUCAAUUUUCAUGUGUCACUUUUAAUGCCCGCACAGUUUUCUUUGAUCUAACAAAGAGCUCAAAAUAACGUUUAAAUAAAUAAAAUGGUAAAAUAAUCCAACUCAUAAUACUCGAGUUAACUCAUCAACAACUACAACCACAACGACAACACCAAACAACAACCACAAAAAAAACCAUGUCUUCUUCAAUUUGUCCGCACUUUGCCCAAAAUGCCUGGAAGAAAGAUCUCUGCUCAAAUUGUUUCAAAUCAAAAGAAGAACACAAACUAUCAGCAGUAUCUUCGUCGAAAAGCCGACGAACAGCUGCUAUAGACACCACAAAGACUGAUUAUCCGAAUAAAAACAAAGUGCCAGCUAGAAGUAUAAUCAAAGGCACAAAACCGAAAUCCAAAAAGACCAAUAAAGUUUGCUUCCCUAAACAAAUAUCUGAAGUAAUUGGUUAUGGGGGUGAUUGGUCAGAAGAUACAAAUAGUGAUGAUGAUGAUUUUAUGAAUGUGUCGAACAGCAAUGAUGAUCAAGGGUCAGCAGCUGUUGAUGAUGAAGAAAGUCUCGAACUGAAGAAGCUAACAAAAGCCAAUACCGAUUUCAAUAUGAAUAAUGGUAAUCUUUUGGGUGAUCCUCAAGAGAAUAUCAAAAAAUCCUUUGCAGCUCUUAAACUUGGAGCUCCACAAGUCGAUAAAGAAGGCAAGAAACAAACAUUGAAAAUCAAUGUAACACCUUUUGGUAGUUCGAAGAAGCUAAGCUCUGCUUCGAAGGCUAAAUUCGAAGUUAAAGAAGAACCAGUACAAAAGAAGACAGUCUCAAAAAUAAAUGUAAUGCCUCCUAGUUGUUCAUCAUUGGAGACUAAAACUCCACCAGAUGGAAAAAACAGUCCCCCAAUCGAACGAGCCAUGGAAAAGUCACUCUUAGAAGAAAUCUCCGAAACUCUGGAACAAAACAAGAGUGAUCAGAAGAAAAAACUCCAAAACAAAUCUCCCCCAACUGAUACAAAAAUCAAAUUCGAAAUCCAGAGUCUGGCCGAUAUCCAAGAGAACAAGCCAUUUCUCGACCUUAAAAAGCCCAUUGCCAGGAACUCUCCCAUUACCAAGGACCAGAUCAAGCCAAAAAUAAAUGUCAGCUCCAUUCCGAAAUACUCCGACUCCGAAAGUAAUUGUUCGGACAGUGAGAAUGGAGUUUCGGCUUACUAUGAUGUUGUAGAAUCCGAAAUGAGCUAUGAAAAUGUUCCAGAUGGAAAGUCUCAAAAAGAAGAAGAUCAAACGGAUAGUGGGGAAGUUGCGACAAAACUUGAUUCGGACGAUUCAAACUCUGUUUACUCAAGUUCUCAGUACAUAACUGAUAUUUUGCUAUCUUCGAAGACCCGUUCUGCUACUUAUUCCCUACACGAGGGAAACUUUAUGACCAGCAAGAUCACUUCCGAUGGAUUGAUCGUGACAAAGUGCAGUUCUGAUGAUGCAUUGGAUUCCACAGGAUCAAGUUUCGAUGGAAGCAGUGAUGAAGAGACAUCUUCAUACAAUAUGACCAGGAGUGAAUCGGAUUCUGGGAUUGGUAUUUCAAUCGGGAAUGAUUAUAAGAAUCUUAAUGAAAAAUCCAGUGUCGAGAAGAAGCUUAGUGCCAGCACAAAUAAUUCAGACUACGAGGACAUCCAGGUCACAGAUCAGAUGUCCUCAGUGACAACAAAGAGCUUCUCUUUGGAAAAAAGUCGAGAAUUAGCUGGAGAGCCUGAUGGCAGUGCUGAUCCUGACGGAAGUUUGGAGAAUCAGCAGCAGCAAUUACCAGCAUUGCCAAAGUCUCCACCACCGAUGGCAGUAUCCCAUGAGGCUAGGCCAUCGUUCCUUCAUGGUUUGCAAAAGAACUCGCCAGCUAAAAAGCCUGAACUCCCAGCUAAACCAUCAGUGAUGAAAAGCUUCACUCCAAAACGUCAGCCAACAUCUGCCGAACAGCAGGUGAUCACACAAUUGCAGCAAGUUAUGAAGCCAUCAACAACUCCCAACUCAGCCGAUGCAAUGGACACUGCCUUGGAGGAACAAUCUAAGCUUCUGAAGAAGGGUCGUGCACCAAGUCGCCCUCAACCUGAAGAACCAAAAUCCAGUGCACCUCCGACUCCAGAACGUGACUAUAACAUUGCCGUCGAACUAUCCCCAGAUCCGGAGAAGACUCCAACUGAAGAAUGCAAGAAUUCUUCCGAUGAAACAACUUCUCAAUCAUUAACCCCCCAACAGCAACAACUUGCUUCUGCCACAAAUAGCAUCUAUACAAGAAAACAACAGACAUCGAUUACCGUAGGCGUCAAGAGCACAGCCUCGCCGGUAAUUCGAGAAAAAGACAAACGUGAACGAGCCACAGUCAAUCCCAAGUUCCGGUCUUUGAACACAUUUUCUUCCCAUCGUAAGGCUCAGCUGACACAACAACUCUCAGCAUCGCCUCCUUCGUCGCCAGCAGGUCAAUUUAUCACUCUUACUCCAGAGUCAUCUUCAGCACAACAACAAUCUCGUAAGAGCUUCUCCCUUUCUGAAGAAUGCUUAACCAUGACAGAUGACAUGAAGAAACAACAACAACAAUCACAGCAAAAGAAAAAUAAAUUCUCGAUUAGGAAAUUCCUUCGUAUGGGAGCUAGCAAAACCACAGACAAUUUGCAUAAAAAGGAUGGUAUUUAUUCGGAAAUUGUGACGGGCGACGAAUCGGGAGUGGUUGCCAUGGGUAAGCCUCGUCUAGUGAUCAUACAUCCGAUCGAUAUAAAUCCCACGGCUGUCGAAGUGGUUAAGGAUAUAACGAAAACUAAUGACAGUGUCACAUCACAGACAAUUGUGGUGACAACGAAUGGUGCAGCAGCAACAGCAAAUGGUAAUAUUAGUAAUGGUGGCAAUGCAGGCAAACCACCAGCUCCACCAUUGCGUAAGAAUGAUUCUGGAGCUGGACAAAAGAAUCAUGAGGCCAAUAAACCAGCUAGGCCACCGCCACCCAAGAGUGCUGAAUUGCGCCGGAAACAGCAGAAGAUUAGUUUUGAUAUGAAAACCGGUGCUGGUGCUGGAGGAUCAGUCAAGUGCAAAGUGGAUAAUGUCUAUGCGAAUUUAGGUGAAAUUCGCUCAUCAAUAGCCCCUCGUAAGCCUGAACGUACAGCUAGUAUGCGUGAGCGUGAAGCUCAACUCGAGCUGGCACGUAAACGUCAGGGAAAUAACGAAAAUGCCGAUAACAUCUCCAUUUGUUCAUCAAACGGUGACAUUGUCACGGCAGAUAUUUCUCAAACUACACAAAUACAAAAUACUCCACAAACAACAUCUUCAAGUGCCGCUACUGCCCAAGGCUAUUCCUCCAAAGAAGCAGCAGACACCAAUAGCAGCCACACCAGUUCAUUUGAAAGGCUUAAACGAACCAACACAGACCAACAACAACAACAGAUAUCAUCAUCAAGUGCAACUUCAACCUUAGACUCGACACGACCAAGCAGCUUAAAAGAUUCAGUCCGCAAGAUCAAUAGCACUAUCGAUAGUUACUUAAAGGACAAGCGCGACUAUGAGAAUUUGUAUGAGUUUGUUAAGACCGGACCGGGUGCAUCGGAGGCAUCUUCACCGCCUCCACCAACACCUCCAGCUCGAUCGGUGGAUGCGGCAGCAAUGGCUCGUGCUGUGGCCAGACGUCCACCACAGCCAUUUUCAGAUAAUGCUUCAAUUUCUGGUGCUAGUUAUACACGCAGCGAAUAUGGUUCGCCAUCUCCUCGUUAUGGCCUCAACAAUAGUCUAGCUAACAUUCCAAGAGUUAUAUCGGCGUCAUAUUGCGGCAGUGAAAUAGGCGAAUUCGAUAUUUAUUCACCAUAUAGCUAUUAUGGUAGUGAGGCUGGCGGUGAUGUUGCUACGGAUAUAAAUGAUAGUGUUUGGGGCGUACCAUCGGCCAUUAAAAAUCGAACCAAAGCAACUAACCGUCUGCGCAUGCGCAAAGGCAGAAGUGUUGUACACAAAACUAUUGAAGAUAAUUACACUGCUGUGGUAGUAGCGAAUCAUGAGGCAUUGGCGCAAGUUUUAGAUCAGCUCCAACAAACCCCCAUCAUACCUCCAGCACUACGUCCUCUUGCCAACGCCAUAAACUUACGCUUCGAAGACUUUACUGUCAUUGAAGGUCACCAAGCAUUUGUCGUUGGCAAAAAGGCUUUCCAUGCAGCCGUUUGGACAACAGCACCGGUCACAUUAGCCUUGUCAGGUGAUUGUAAUCAACUUUCAGGAGUUGGUGGCGAACUAUGUCAACUUACUGGUGGUGUCAGUGGUGUUCUCAAUCCAAUAACAGAAUUCUGCGAUCUUGUGCCCAGUUACCAUCUGCCUCUAAUGCCAACCACUGAAGUGCGUAUGUUACAAGCCACAAUAUCAGUGUUGCCUCGCUUGCAACUAGAAACUCUACAAUCUAUUGGAACAAUUCUCAAAAAUAAGUCACAAAUGCUGGACAAGUCGUUGUAUAAUUUCCGUGGUUCGAUACCAAAUUUGUCAGGUUUGAAGGAGAAUGGCAUGAGCUUGCGGAAUGUAUGCUCGGUAUCGAAUCUAUGUUCGCUAAGUGAAGAUGCCAAGGCUGCUGGAGCAGAGAAGAUGGAGGAAUCUCAACUUGUUCCUGGUAUGCCAUCGUUUGACGAUGUUAUGUCACGAGAAGUUGCAUUUAUUAUGUUGCAAUUGGUCAAUGGACUUAAGAAUCUCCAAGCAAAGGCCAUCGAAGAGAUGCCACUUAGCUUGUCCAAUGUGGUGCUGGCAAAAGAUGUUGAAAACAAAGAUGCUCAGGCAAGACUUUGUGUUCUACAAGGGAAUAGCAACAAUGAAGAGGACGAACCAAUGGGCACUCUAUGCCGCUGCGCACACAUUGCCCUCAGUGAAAUGCUUCCACCCACUAAAAUGACUUCGAUUUUAGCCGAUAUCCUUUUGCAAGAACGUUCCGAGUCCUUGUCGAAGGCAAAGUCAGUGCUAGAAUUCGUUCUGUGGGGUCCUUCGGAUGUGAUCCUCUCCGGAUCGACAAAGGAACGUGAACUUGCUCUCCAACGUUGGCUGGAUUUAGAAAGAGCAACAGUUCUCCAUGGCUUAGUUCGAACUCGAGUUGAACUCACUGUCUACGAUGAAUGUCAUUUGAUGUUUUUGGUGCGAUCGAAUGCAAAGAUGAUGAACGAUGCAGCAAAAACUGUUUCCAGCUAUCAAAAUGGCAAGGAAUAGAAAA
Messenger RNA from Episyrphus balteatus (marmalade hoverfly), 6200 nucleotides. RefSeq lists its product as uncharacterized. The record is from RefSeq and is a predicted model, not a curated record. The transcript is spliced from 10 exons. Lineage: Eukaryota; Metazoa; Arthropoda; Insecta; Diptera; Syrphidae. The coding region runs from base 1196 to 6196 and encodes 1666 amino acids.